Nothobranchius furzeri (turquoise killifish) is the source of this 2364-nucleotide messenger RNA. RefSeq names its product protocadherin alpha-3. Gene Ontology annotation, molecular function: calcium ion binding. The record is from RefSeq and is a predicted model, not a curated record. NCBI's taxonomy places the organism in Eukaryota, Metazoa, Chordata, Actinopteri, Cyprinodontiformes, Nothobranchiidae. Gene Ontology annotation, cellular component: plasma membrane. Gene Ontology annotation, biological process: homophilic cell-cell adhesion.
AUGAAACAAAGACCAGCGGAUUCAUGGCGACCAAGAUCAGCGGUGCUCUCCGUUUUGUUCUGGCUUUAUGUCGGAGCAGCGUCGGCUCAGUUGAAGUACACGAUCUCCGAGGAGCUCAAAGAGGGAAGUUUGGUUGGACAUUUAGCAAAGGAUUUAGGAAUAGAUGUGAAUGUGAUGAAGCAGCGGGGCUUUCGGAUCAUGCCCAGCUCAACCGAAUCUCUUUUCAAGGUAAACGAGAACGACGGAAUCCUUUAUACUAACCAGCAGAUAGACAGAGAGGAGGUGUGUAAGGAUAACAAUGCUUGCUUGAUUAGUCUCAAAGCGGUGCUUGAAACCCCGCUAGAAAUACAUUAUGUAACGGUGGAGAUCACAGAUAUAAACGAUCACUCUCCCGCAUUCCCCGAAAAAACUAAGAAAAUAGAGAUAUCCGAGUCUGCGCUGCCGGGGACACAGUAUCAGCUGCAGAAUGCGUUUGAUCCGGAUGGUGGCACAAACUCCAUUCAGCAGUACACGAUCAGUCAAAAUGAUCAUUUUAGAUUAGAAACUAAAGAUCGCGGCAGAGAUGGUAAAAGCCCAGUUUUACAGCUGCAAAGGCAGCUCGACAGAGAGGCCAAAAGUCGACAUAAACUGGUGCUGAAGGCCAUAGAUGGCGGGAAUCUGCCUAAAACAGGCACAGUUGAAAUUCAUAUUGAUGUUCUGGAUGUUAAUGACAACAUGCCAGUGUUCACAAAAGACACAUAUUCAGCUGUGCUGCAAGAAAAUUCUCCAAUUGGAACCACGAUAAUUCAAGUUAAUGCUACAGAUUUGGAUGCUGGAUCCAAUGGAGAGGUAGUUUAUUCAUUUGGUAGUGAUGUCAGAUAUGCAAUUCUUGAGAUGUUUGAUGUCAAUUCUGAAACUGGGGAAAUAAGCGUAAAAGGUCAUAUUGAUUUUGAGAAACAAGACAGUUAUAUAAUUGACAUAGAAGCCUCUGACAAAGGAAUCAUUCCAUUCAGAACAUUAAAAAAUGUAUUAAUUCAAAUUAAAGACACAAAUGACAACCCACCUGAGAUAGAAGUGGCCUCCCUUUCAGGGACAGUUUCAGAAGACUCAAGGCCUGGAACAACAGUAGCACUGAUAAGCAUCACAGAUUUAGACUCGGGCCUCAAUGGUAAAAUAAUAAGCUAUGUUGCUGAGGACAGUCCUUUUUCUUUGAGUCCAUCAGUGCAGGAUAACAUGUUUGCACUGGUCACCAAGUCUCAUCUGGACAGAGAGAAACAAUCAAAAUAUGAUCUCACCAUCAUAGCAAAGGAUGCAGGUGAUCCAGCGCUAACUUCUGAAAAGACAAUUAAUGUGUACGUAUCGGACUCAAAUGAUAACAGUCCUGAAUUUACGGAGUCCCCCUAUAAUUUCUAUAUGACAGAAAAUAACCAACCAGGAGCUUCUGUGUUUUCUGUGCGAGCAUAUGACCGUGAUGAUGGAGACAAUGCACUGAUUUCAUAUCACAUUCACAGAAAUGCAGGUAGUGAACAGAAAGUGAUAUCAUUUCUAAACAUAAACUCAGAAACUGGAGACAUUGUGGCGCUGAAAAGUUUCGACUUUGAAACUGGGAAAACGUUCCAGUUCCAAGUUGUGGCCUCAGACUCUGGAAGUCCGUCCCUGAGCAGCAACGUGACAGUGAACGUGUUCAUUCUGGAUCAGAACGACAACGCUCCAGUCAUCCUGUAUCCAGUCAGCUCCAACGGUUCUGCUGAAGGUGUGGAGGAGGUUCCCCGCAACGUGAACGCAGGACACUUGGUGACUAAAGUCAGAGCCUAUGAUGCUGAUAUAGGAUAUAAUGGCUGGCUGCUGUUCUCACUGCAGGAAGUGACUGACCACAGUCUGUUUGGUUUGGACCGCUACACAGGACAGAUCAGAACACUUCGCUCAUUCACAGAGACAGACGAGGCUGAGCAUAAACUGCUCAUCCUGGUCAAAGACAAUGGCAACGUUUCACUGUCAGCAACAGCUACUGUCAUUGUCAAAGUGGUGGAGCCCAAAGAGGCUUUUGCAGCUUCUGAUGUGAAGAGUUCAGCCAAAGAUGAUGAGGAGACUGAUGUGACUUUUUACCUGAUGAUCACUUUGGGCUCAGUGUCGGUUCUGUUCCUCAUCAGCAUCAUCGUGCUGAUUGCAAUGCAGUGCUCCAAGUCCACAGAAUAUACUUCUAAAUAUCUCCAAGAGGCUAAUUAUGAUGGGACACUGUGUCACAGCAUCCAGUACAGAUCUGGAGACAAACGCUACAUGUUAGUAGGACCCAGGAUGAGUGUAGGAUCUACUAUAGUACCUGGAAGUCACGCAAACACUCUGGUGCUGCCUGACAGGAGGAACACUUCUGAUGAGGUAAGAUAA